CUCAACUUCCUGCCCUACCAGAGGAAGUGGCGAGCAACAGCAGGUGCUGCGACAACUAACAGGGCCAUGGACAAAGAGUAUGUGGGUUUUGCAGCCCUCCCUAACCAGCUGCAUCGCAAGUCUGUCAAGAAGGGGUUUGACUUCACAUUGAUGGUGGCAGGGGAGUCAGGCCUGGGAAAAUCCACCCUCAUCAACAGCCUAUUCCUUACCAACCUCUAUGAAGAUCGGCAGGUGACAGCAGCCAGUGCUCGUUUGACACAGACAUUGACCAUCGAACGCCGGGGUGUAGAGAUUGAGGAGGGGGGUAUUAAAGUGAAGCUGACCCUUGUGGACACACCUGGUUUUGGGGACUCAGUGGACUGCUCAGACUGCUGGCUGCCUGUGGUGCGCUUCAUUGAGGAGCAAUUUGAGCAGUAUCUCAGGGAUGAGAGCGGCCUGAACCGGAAGAACAUACAGGAUUCUCGGGUUCACUGCUGCCUCUACUUCAUCUCACCCUUCGGCCGGGGGCUCAGGCCCCUAGAUGUGGCCUUCCUCCGGGCUGUGCAUGAGAAGGUCAACAUCAUCCCAGUCAUUGGCAAAGCAGAUGCACUGAUGCCUCAGGAAGCCCAGGCUCUCAAGCAGAAGAUCCGGGACCAGUUGAAAGAGGAGGAGAUCAACAUCUACCAGUUCCCAGACUGUGACUCUGAUGAGGAUGAAGACUUCAAGAGGCAAGAUGCAGAGAUGAAGGGAAGCAUCCCUUUUGCAGUCGUCGGUUCUUGCGAGGUAGUGAGGGAUGGUGAGACCAGGCCUGUGAGAGGACGCCGUUACUCCUGGGGUACAGUGGAGGUGGAGAAUCCACAUCACUGCGAUUUCCUGAACCUGCGACGAAUGCUGGUGCAGACACACCUGCAGGACCUGAAGGAGGUGACGCACGAUCUGCUCUACGAGGGUUACCGAGCCCGCUGCCUACAGAGCCUUGCCCGGCCGGGGACGCGCGUCAGCCGCAGUAAGCUUUCCCGCCAGAGCGCCACAGAGAUACCGCUGCCAAUGCUUCCUUUGGCCGAGACGGAGAAGUUGAUCCGCGAGAAAGACGAAGAGCUGCGCCGCAUGCAAGAGAUGCUGGAGAAGAUGCAGGCUCAGAUGCAGCAGAGCCAGACCCCAGGCGAGCAGUCUGACACCCUCUAA
Molecule: messenger RNA, 1164 nt
Organism: Chrysochloris asiatica (Cape golden mole)
Lineage: Eukaryota; Metazoa; Chordata; Mammalia; Afrosoricida; Chrysochloridae
Gene: SEPTIN1
Product: septin 1
Exons: 11
Coding region: 67-1164 (365 amino acids)
Biological process (GO): cytoskeleton-dependent cytokinesis; regulation of exocytosis
Cellular component (GO): microtubule cytoskeleton; septin ring; synaptic vesicle
Molecular function (GO): molecular adaptor activity; GTP binding; GTPase activity
Source: RefSeq, a predicted model, not a curated record